AAGAGAGAGAGAGAGAGAAUCGGCGAUGGUGUUGCUGUCAAUGGGUGGGCUCUAAUGUGAAGCAAAAGCAAAAAAAUAUUAGUAAAUUGGAAGCGCCAACGAAACCUCCACAAUGUCGCUUUCCCCUUUCAUCCGAUGCCCCCAUUUUCAAACUCACUUUCCUUUUCUACUGCCCAUCCUUCUUACUUGCUCUAACCUUCAAUCUCCUACAGGAAUUCGUUUCUUUGCUUGUGAUGCUGUUUGGAAGCUAAAUGAGGAGGGAUCGUGUGUGCGUUUUUCUGCUCUUGUGUUUCUGCUCCAUGCUACUUUCUGGUGCUGCAAUCACAGAGCCAUCUGAUGUUGAAGCAUUGCUAACAGUAAAGAGGAGUCUGAUUGAUCCUAUGGACAAUCUUAAAAAUUGGAAUAAUGGAGAUCCUUGCACAACUAAUUGGACUGGAGUAGUAUGUAGCAUUUUCAAUGGAGCUGUCGGGAACUUACGUGUCAAAGAACUCCAGCUACUGAAUAUGAACCUAUCUGGAAACUUAGCCCCUGAGAUCAGCCAAUUGUCUCAGCUUGAGAAUUUAAAUUUCAUGUGGAAUAACCUAACUGGUUUAAUUCCGAAGGAGAUUGGCAGUAUGAGGCCGCUGAAACUUUUGCUCUUAAAUGGAAAUAAAUUCUCCGGUUCUCUUCCGGAUGAGCUUGGUAAUCUUACAAAUCUCAAACGAUUUCAAAUAGAUGAGAAUCAAAUUUCAGGGCAUAUCCCAAAAUCAUAUGCCAACUUGACCCAUGUGAAGCACCUCCAUUUCAAUAACAACACUUUAAGUGGUGAAAUUCCAUCUGAGCUUUCCAGAUUACACAAUCUUCUUCACUUGCUUUUGGAUAACAAUAACCUAUCGGGUUCUCUGCCACCAGAAUUUUCGUCCUUGCCAAAGCUAAGCAUUCUGCAACUUGAUAACAACAACUUAGAAGGUGAAAUUCCAGUUUCUUAUGAAGAAUUUUCUACAUUAGUGAAAUUAAGUCUGAGGAAUUGCAGCUUGGAGGGGCCGAUUCCUAAUUUCAGCAAAAUUGCAAACCUCAGUUACUUGGAUCUUAGCUGGAACCAUUUUACUGGACCCAUACCACCAUAUAACCUCUCUUCUAACAUGACAACAAUAAUUUUGUCACACAACCAGCUGAAUGGAUCUAUACCCAGAAGUUUCUCCAAUCUUCAUAAUCUCCAGAAACUGUUACUUGAGAGUAACUUUUUGAAUGGUUCGGUACCUGCAUUAUGGGAGAAAAUGUCCUUCAAUUCAAGUGCUCGACUUACACUUGAUCUUCGGAACAAUUCGUUUUCUGACAUUUCUGGAAGCACAAACCCUCCAGCUAAUGUCACCCUAAGGCUUGGAGGAAAUCCAUUCUGCCAAAAUUUGAACCGACAAAACUCUGACCUGUUCUGUACGUCUAAAAUUGUAGAGGACCAGCUGCAUAGAAGCUCGAGGAACUCCAAUGAAACAUGUCGAAGUUGUCCAACAGAUAGUUUCUUUGAAUACGUUCCAGACACUCCUGACCCGUGCUUUUGUGCAUCACCUCUUGGUAUUGGAUAUAGGCUGAAGAGUCCAAGUUUUUCCUACUUUCCUCCUUACAUAUAUUCAUUUCAAGCGUAUCUGACAAAGGAACUCAGUUUGGAUAAGCAGCAAUUGUUAAUCGAUUCAUACGUUUGGGAAGGAUCUCGACUGAGGAUGUAUCUAAAGAUAUUCCCAUUAUUUGAUAGUGGUACUCAUGUGUUGGAUCAAAGUAAGGUAUUUCAAAUUACAGAAAAGUUUAUGUCAUGGAAUUUCACUCGUGAUGACUUUUUUGGCCCAUAUGAGCUUCUCAACUUCACACUCCCUGGCCAUCAUCAGACUGUCAUUUUCCAGACAGUGAAAACGGGCAUUGGUGCGGGCAUCCUGGCUGCCAUUGUAGUUGGAUCUAUUACCUGCAUUCUUAUGACAGUAGCGGUAGCCAUACUCCUAUUCACUAGGCAUUCAAGAUACCAUCGAAAUUUGUCGAGGAAAAAAUUCUCUUCAAAGAUUGGUCUGAAAAUUGAUGGUGUAAAAGCAUUUUCAUUCAAGGAAAUGCAAUCGGCUACUGGAAAUUUCAACCGCUCAACUCAAGUUGGCCAAGGAGGUUAUGGCAAGGUCUAUAAAGGCAUAUUGUCAGAUAAUUCAGUUGUCGCCAUCAAGCGUGCAGAAGAAGGAUCCUUACAAGGACAAAAAGAAUUCUUGACGGAGAUAGAACUCUUAUCACGAUUGCAUCACCGAAACUUAGUUUCGCUGAUCGGAUAUUGUGAUGAAGCAGGAGAACAAAUGCUGGUUUACGAGUUUAUGCCAAAUGGAACUUUGCGGGACUGGCUUUCUGGCUUUGAAUUUUCUGCCAAAAGUAGAACGACCGUAAAUCUGAAUUUUCGUAUGAGAUUACAAAUUGCACUGGGUUCAGCUAAAGGUAUACUGUAUCUCCAUACUGAAGCAAAUCCUCCUAUAUUUCACCGAGACAUCAAAGCUAGAAACAUACUCCUCGACGCCAAGCUCACAGCCAAAGUGGCUGAUUUCGGAUUAUCACGUCUUGCUCCCGAUCUAGAUUUCGAGGGGGAUGUUCCUGGACAUAUAUCUACUGUUGUGAAGGGUACCCCAGGUUAUCUUGAUCCAGAGUACUUUUUAACCCGCAAAUUGACGGAUAAAAGUGAUGUCUAUAGCCUAGGAGUUGUGUUAUUGGAGCUCUUGACGGGAAUGCACCCUAUAUCAUACGGCAAAAACAUUGUUCGUGAGGUCAAAUUGGCACAUCAAAUGGGAACGAUUCUUUCAAUUGUAGACACCAAGUUGGGUUCUUUCGCAUCUGAGUGUUUAGAAAGGUUUGUUGCUUUGGCCCUCAGUUGUUGCCAUGACAAGCCAGAAGAGCGGCCGUCCAUGCUGGUUGUAGUGAGGGAGCUGGAGAACAUACUGUACAUGAUGCCUGAUGACAGUGGCGCCUUGUAUUCAGACCCGUCCCUGAGAUCAAGUGCCGGUCUUCCCUCACCAGUUUCAAUGUCAUCCUGCAUCACCCGAGACCGGUUUGCAUCGGGAAGCAUUUCGGGGAGUGAUCUCAUCAGUGGCGUCGUCCCAACCAUCGCCCCUCGCUGACAUUCGGUUUGGCUUCUGCUUAACAUAGUUGUGCUUACUGCUUGCUUGAUGCUUGUUAGUUGUAACUGUGUUAUUACAAAUCCCAACAUGUUUAGCGAAUGUUUCUGAUACAAUGUUUAGAAAAGUGGUCUAUGAAGAGAGUUCAACUCA
Cucurbita maxima (winter squash) is the source of this 3263-nucleotide messenger RNA. RefSeq names its product probable LRR receptor-like serine/threonine-protein kinase At1g06840. Bases 252 to 3113 code for a protein of 953 amino acids. Gene Ontology annotation, biological process: protein phosphorylation. The transcript is spliced from 21 exons. Gene Ontology annotation, molecular function: ATP binding; protein binding; protein kinase activity. NCBI's taxonomy places the organism in Eukaryota, Viridiplantae, Streptophyta, Magnoliopsida, Cucurbitales, Cucurbitaceae. The record is from RefSeq and is a predicted model, not a curated record.